This is a messenger RNA of Staurois parvus, 358 nucleotides long. NCBI's taxonomy places the organism in Eukaryota, Metazoa, Chordata, Amphibia, Anura, Ranidae. The record is from the annotation of a GenBank genome assembly.
GGAUCUAGUUAAUGAUCUCCAGGCAGCUGGAACCACAUAAACUCACCGGUGUCUCCGACGGGGGAAGGGGGGGGACUGUUUAUAAAACAAAACAGUUCUCUCCCUUGUCAGCUCCUGCAUACUUCUUCUUUGCAUGGCUGUACAUAGCACAGCCAGAGAAGCACAAACACAGCCACACAAUGUAAAACAGCACAUAGUUAACCCUUUGAUCGCCCCACAUAUUAACCCCUUCCUGCCAGUGCCAUUACUACAGUGUCGGUGCAUUUUUAUUAGCACUGAUCACUGUAUUGGUGUCACUGGGGAUGUCAGUGACACCAAGUCUUUUCCCCCCAGUGUCAGAAUGCCCGCCGCAGUCCUG